GCCCUGGGCGCUCGCGCCCACUUCCGCGUCGGCUCGCAGCUGCCAGCUUUUCGGUGUUCCGAGGGGGAGAGCGUGGGCUCCGGCGAGUUCUACGUGCCAGGUCCGCCCGGCCCCGGCUUAAUCGCUUUUCCUGGCGGCUCGUCAGCGUCCCCCUCCCCUAAAGUCGGGCCCGGUGUCGGCUCACCCCGCUCCCUGAUGCGGAGCUCCGACGUCCGGGCCUCGCAGAAGCCGCCCGAGGUGGCUGCGCGGCCUUCUAGAGCCCUGGUCCAGCCCCCUGCCCACCGAAGCGUGAUCCUCUUUUCUGUCCCAAAGAAUUUGGCCCAACAGCCUCCCGCGCCCUCUACUGACGUUUCUGUUUGGGGGUCUCUGAUUCCCUGGGCGGAGAUCCCGGUCGGGUCUCCGGUCAGCAUCAGCCACUGGAACACCGAGUAUUUAUUUUACUGUUAAUCCGCAUCUUGCCAUCUCUGUCCCUUCUCCUCUCCAUCGGCUCCGCUUUAGGGGCAACGUUAUGGUUCCUGUAAGCGCGCUUUUAGGUUUGUUCAGACCGAACACCGUAGGGAUAGGAUUCGUCUUGGAUCCCUCAGUCCAUUUCGUGUGAAUGGUCUCAGGAACGUUCAUGGACUGAGCAGGCAGAUGGAGAAUUGUCCUGAGGACCAGAGCAACUCAUGAGGUUGUUGAGGCCAUCGGCCACAAGGGGGUCUGAUAGAGUCUCCUACCAGUGCUGGAAAUGAGACUGGGAAGGCUAUAGGCCGCUGUGGGUGUUGCAGGACAGGGUCCAUUGCACUCAUGGCUCUUCUCUUAGCUCCUAAGGUUCUUGCUUUUCCAAAUCAAGAAGACAGUGCUCGAAACCAGGGGACAUCAGCCAUGCACCAAACAACUUGGCCUCAGGAGCCGGUGACCUUUGAGGAUGUGGCCGUGUACUUCACCCAGAAUCAGUGGGCCAGCCUGGACCCCAUGCAGAGGGCCCUGUACCGGGAGGUGAUGCUGGAGAAUUAUACGAACAUGGCUUCCCUGGCAUUUCCAUUCCCCAAACCUGUUCUGGUCUCCCACCUGGAGAGAGGGGAAGCGCCAUGGGGCCCAGAUCCCUGGGAAGCAGAGGUUUUGAGAGGCAUCUGUCCAGGUGGUGAGUCCCGGAUCAGGAACGAAGAGCCGGCUGGAAAGCGGGAAGCCUCUGAAGAGGCAGAGUGGCACAGAAUGCCAGGAGGAGGGCUUCUCAGAAACGUUUCCCAGCACUUUGACUUUAAAAGCAAGGCGACAUGGCAGACUUUCAGCCUGAAUCCGAAUCUGAUACUUCGGGGGGGAAUGAAGUUCUAUGAGUGUAAAGAAUGUGGGAAAAUCUUCAGGUACAACUCAAAGCUGAUUCGGCACCAGAUGAGUCACACCGGGGAGAAGCCCUUCAAAUGUAAGGAAUGCGGCAAAGCCUUUAAGUCCAGCUAUGACUGUAUUGUCCAUGAGAAAAACCACAUCGGAGAGGGGCCCUACGAAUGCAAGGAGUGCGGCAAAGGUUUGAGUUCCAACACGGCCUUGACACAGCAUCAGAGGAUCCACACUGGAGAGAAGCCGUACGAGUGCAAGGAGUGUGGAAAGGCCUUCCGCAGGAGCGCAGCCUAUCUCCAGCAUCAGAGAUUGCACACUGGGGAGAAACUCUAUAAAUGCAAAGAGUGUUGGAAAGCUUUCGGCUGCAGGUCACUCUUUAUCGUCCACCAGAGGAUUCACACAGGGGAGAAGCCCUACCAGUGUAAGGAGUGUGGCAAGGCCUUCACUCAGAAGAUAGCUUCCAUCCAGCAUCAGAGGGUCCACACCGGAGAGAAGCCCUAUGAAUGCAAGGUGUGUGGGAAAGCGUUCAAAUGGUAUGGCAGUUUUGUUCAGCACCAGAAAUUGCACCCUGUGGAGAAGAAGGCCGUCAAGGUUCUUGGGCCAUCCCUGAGGAGUCCCCAGUGCCCCUCUUCAGCCCUAUCUGCUGUUCCUCUCCAGGGCCCAUGCUCUGCUCCAGCCGUGGCCGUGCCUUCACUGACCUUUCCACAUGCUGUGCUCGUCCCUACCUCUGGGCCUUUGUUCAUGCUACUGCCCGCAUCCGGAAUGCCUUCCUCACCUGUCCAAAUAGUGCGUGUCUUCCAGGGCCUUCCUCCCCCUGUGAAGCCUUCCCCAGUUAUUCUGACCCCUUCCCCACACCCCUCCUGAGCUUUAUCUCGGCACCCUUGAGGCUCUUAGGCCCAGCACAUCUUCAGCCUCGCUUGUUUUGUUUGUAUUUUUUUUCUCCGCUUACAUGCAUUACAGUUGUUUCGGCAUAAACUCCAUUAUAAUCUAUAUAUAUUGAAAGACUAUGUUUGUAGAUUUUUCCUCCGGUAGAAAGUGUAACCGCUUGGCUUUUGCACUGGUCUCUCAGGCUUUCACAGUAAUGGCUGGAUCUGCACUGUGGGGGUGCUGAUGUUGGAAGUGCUGGUAGGACACUUUGUUGCAUUAGAGUAUCUGGGAGAGAGCCCCUUCCCCGCCCCCGCCCCCGACCCCGGCAAGGUCAUUGUGAUUGGAGCCAGGCAGCUCCGGGGAAGCCAGGAGGCUGCCAGGAACUUGGGGCAGGCUGGGAAGAGCGCUGGGAUCUGCUUCCAGCAGCGGACUCAGAAAUUAAUGCAGAUUGCUCAGCGGGCUAAGGUGGUCCAUUAACAGAACCGAGGUUAUGUUGCCCUCGGCGUGGGUCAUUGAGCGUCUCCUGUGUCUGUGCAAAAGGUCAUGUGAAAUAACCAGUGGAAAACAACAGUGUGUAUGCAGUAAUAGCGAUCAUUUAUGUGACUGAGAGCAAUCAUGUCUUUAAACACAAAUCGGUUUUUUUUUUUUUUUCCCUGUAGUUUUGCUCUGGAGAUCUAGAUGUUUCUUUUUAACUUUUCCUAAGUAAAUAUACACCAAGGUAUUCGUCUUCGU
This is a messenger RNA of Lynx canadensis (Canada lynx), 2916 nucleotides long. RefSeq names its product zinc finger protein 621 (gene ZNF621). NCBI's taxonomy places the organism in Eukaryota, Metazoa, Chordata, Mammalia, Carnivora, Felidae. Bases 787 to 2181 code for a protein of 464 amino acids. Gene Ontology annotation, molecular function: DNA-binding transcription factor activity; RNA polymerase II cis-regulatory region sequence-specific DNA binding. The transcript is spliced from 4 exons. The record is from RefSeq and is a predicted model, not a curated record. Gene Ontology annotation, biological process: regulation of transcription by RNA polymerase II.